AUGGAAAAGGUUUGGCGUCGAGUUGGUCUCCAUUCCUCCCGCAAGAAGAGGGAUGGAAGCGGGACUAGCACUAGCAAGGAAGUGACGCCAGCUCCCGCUCCACAACCACAGGAGGCCGAGUACCAGAAUAUACACACAUUGAGAACAGCUGACUUGAUAAGACAAAGGCAAGGCGAAGAGAAGUCCACACUCCGUUCAUCAUACAUUAUCAGGAACGGGGAUAACUUUAUUUUGGUUGAAAGGAGACGUCGUAGGCGUCGCAGAAGCGGCACUCGGGCUUCAUCUGGCAGUAGACAUCACACUCCCCCCGUUGAAGAGAACACUCGAACCGAGCAGAAGAGGCGUCCCCCGGCUAGAUUGAAGAUAUUCGGCAUACAAUGGCCGUUGCAUUCCAGCGACUCUAGGCACACAUCGAUAACUCGUCGAUUCUGCCGUGGAAGACGUUCCCGCGAGGACAACGAGCUAUACAGGUCUAAUAGCUUCAAGUUCGAGAGAUUCACCAGGGAACCACCGGCUGAUGAAUUUGCUUCAGGCUCACAGUUCAAACAAUGGACCCUUAGCGUCAUCUGA
Messenger RNA from Spodoptera exigua (beet armyworm), 570 nucleotides. The record is from the annotation of a GenBank genome assembly. Lineage: Eukaryota; Metazoa; Arthropoda; Insecta; Lepidoptera; Noctuidae.